CUUUGACAACUGCUAUCAUGGAACAAUCCAGUCCACCCAUAGAACAGCCUGGCACCCCUAAGCGUCGCCACAUCACUCCUCUGACUAGGGAUGAUCGGUUGAGGAUCCAUACAUUAUGGAAAGCUGGUCAUAAACAACAAUGGAUAGCAGACCAUCUUGGCUUCAAGCUUCGCCAAGUGACGUACGUACUUAGCGGACCCGUAACACCACGAAAAAAGACUGGUCGACCUAAGAAAAAACCAGCGUCAGAGAAGGAGGUGCAGGAUUUGAACAGCAGACUACUCGAGUUGCAGCACGGGGUGCAAGGUCCCAGUAAUGGGCAAAAAAGUAUCAAAAAUGGGCCGGAGAGUUUCAAUGGCAUACCCCAAGACAUAAAUAACAGUCUGCAGCACCUAGAACAUCAACCACAACAAGUUCAGCAAGUUCAGCAGCAAGUAUACCAUGGCCAUCAUUUGCCAGGACAUAUCAACCAGGUGUCACAACCAGUACACCAUUAUAGGCUACCAGGACAAGUCCACCAAGUGCCGCAACACGCACAUCAGAGGCUUCCACAAAACCUUCAUCAGGUACCGCAGCAGAGUUAUCAGGCGCUACGAUACAUACAUCCAGUAGCACAGCCGAUUCACCAGGCACCGCAUCAAGUCUACCAGCCGCCGCAGCAGAUCCAUCGGAUACUGCAACACGUAUCCAAGGAGCUACCACGGAAUUUAAUCCCGGAACCACAACAAAUACCAGGACUCCAGGGGUCGCCGCAGCAAGUAUCAAGAAUCCAGCAGCCACAGCAGCCGCAACAGCAAGUAGUUCCGGAACCGCAAAAGACGCCAGGAACCCAGGAACCACAGGCUGCAGAAGAUCGGGAAUUGCAAGACACGUCCAACGAGCUACAACCAACAAUGGUAUAUAAAGAACCUGAGAAAAGUUCCGGGGACCAGGACCAGGAACACACCGUUCAGGAGCCGCAAAAAACAGACCCGCAAAAGACGGAUCAGGAACCCCAACACCCUCAAAAGACACAGGACCACCAAGAACCAGUGUAUGCAGACAACGGAUUGCAGGAUACAGACCCCGAGGCGUCUGAAGAAUAACAAUGUCGCAGAAUACCGAGUGCACUGUUCUCACCCGUCCACCACUAAAGACUUGGAUUGCCUACAGUACAGCGACGCCCAGCUGCACGAUUCCCUCCAACACCGGAGUCUUAUCUCACCAAGAAUUCUCUGAAAAGACUGUGGUGCUACAAGGGAGAUACCUAGAUCCCAGUCUCUUCCCUUCGCAAAAACCCGAGUUCUCCCCCUCAGGACUUCGAAUUCAAAUCGUAAUUCACGUCUAGCUUCGCAGCUUCGCUUGUUCGUCAGGCACAGUACCGGCACGAACAUAGUUAUGCAUUCUGCGAACUAGAAAGUCGUAGGAAGAUAACACUGUUUUGAUGAUGGUAUCAAGCAGGUUGUGUGGAGGAGUAAAAAGGAGGGUUGUCAGGAUAUCUGGGAGGGAAAGGAAAAGAGAGGAUGGAUGAAGAAGGGA
This is a messenger RNA of Bipolaris sorokiniana ND90Pr, 1518 nucleotides long. RefSeq lists its product as uncharacterized. The annotation marks the transcript as partial. NCBI's taxonomy places the organism in Eukaryota, Fungi, Ascomycota, Dothideomycetes, Pleosporales, Pleosporaceae. The record is from RefSeq and is a predicted model, not a curated record. The transcript has a single exon.